UGUUUCCUUGUAUGAUGAAAUAAAUUAGGAAUAAAACCAAAAUUCUAAAUUAAGUAGAACCAAUAAUUUUAUAUUUAAUAUGGAGGAAACAGGCUAUUUAGAACUUCAAAAACUCAAAAGAACAGCCCAAAAUGAAGGAAACAAUAGGCUUCUGGUUUCAACUUGUGCAGAUCUUUCAGACGUAUAUAUGAAAAGUGGUCGAUUUCAACAGGCCAUUGAAGAAUUUAAGACGCUAGCGGAAGUCUACAAAUUAGAACAUAAUCAGAUUGAAUACGGCAAAGCCAACCGAGCUAUAGGGGAAGCAUAUUUGGGGCUACAUAAUUUUAAAAAAGCCUUAAAACAUCAGAAAAUAUAUUUCAAUAUAGCAGCUUCUGAAAAAAAUAAUGAGGAGAUCCAAAGGGCAUAUGCUACUAUUGGGCAUAUUUAUCUAACUACAUAUUUAGAGACACAGGCAGAUGCUGAUCACAAUUUGAACGCUGCAUACAAAUAUUUCAUGAGAAGUAUGGAAGUUUGUGAAAGUUUGAGUGCGAUAAACCCAUUGGAAAAGGCUGAUAUGCAAGCCAGACUAUUUUCAAACAUGGGACUGGUUAAAAUGAGUUUAGAGAAUUAUGAUACAGCCAUCGAGUUGUUUACAACAUCUAUAAACAUCUGUAGAACUAAUAAUAUCUAUGAACAGCUAAGUAGGGGAUAUAUGUCAUUAGCUACGUUAUACAUCAAGAAAGGAGAUACAAUUAAAUCUAUGCACCAAUAUAAUUUGGCUAUAGAAGCUGCAAAAAAAUUAAAGGACAACAUAGAUCUGAUGUGUACAGUAUUGCAUACAAAAGCCGAAGAUCUGAUAAAACUAGGUGACUUCCAUGCUGCCAAAAAAACACUAAAGAAAGCCUAUAAACUUAAUAGUCCAAACCUUGAAGAUAGAAAAAUUAUAGAGAAGUAUUUCAGAGCCGUUACAACUAUGUGUUCUGCUGAAGACAAACUCGUGGUAGAGACCAACAACAGAGACUUGAAAAAACUUUAUGAAACGAUGGGUGACUGCGCGUGCGUCGUUAAGAACUAUCCGAAAGCUAUUGAAUACUACAAAUUAAUGUUGAAUUACGCCGAACUUAGUGGCGUGAGUGGAAAAGAGUUGGCGACUUGUUACAAUUCCUUGGCGCAAACCUACGAAGAUAACCAGAUGUUUAAAGAGGCUGUUCAGUACUUCGAAAAAGAGUUCGAGUUGAUGGAUAAUAUUAAAGACGCUCUAGACGCUAUGAGUAAGAUAGCAGAUAAUAAAGAGUCUGCAGAAGAAUCUAUGGGUGAUGUGGUGGAGGUUUAUGACAAGGCGAUAAAGUAUUGCCAAGAAAAAAAUAAUUUGAAAGAAGAACGACGAAUGAUCGCCAGGUGUAUCAAAUAUUUACAACGCAUUGGAAAAACCUCUGAGGCCUGUAGCUAUCAACAAAAACUAAAUGCUUUGAAGGUUCCCGACAAGGAAGAUGAUAGUUCUUCAUCUGAGUGCGAAAGUCAUAACUCCAGCAUAAUGGACGAUAAAGAAAAUUGUGAUAACUUGGACGAUAUUACAGCUAACAGCCCUUUGAGACAAUCUCCUGGUCCAAGUCUUUUUAAUGAAUACCAAGAAAUUAUGAAAAAUCUAGCAAGGAAGCCAUCUACCAGCAAACAAAGUGAUGUUACAUCCAACGUCAGGAAGAUGCCGGCUUUGCUUAGAGAAAAAAAUGUCUCCUUUGAUGACUGGUUGGAAGAUGAUCUUCAGCCGUCAAAGGCUACCAAGAAACAGAAGACUAGUUUAACGGAAAGUGGAGUUACGUCUUCUACUAGGAAGCGGAGUUUGGAUUCUCCGAGAAGUAAUACACCCAAGAAAAGGUCAUCGCCAAGUCCCACAAGAAGAGUAUUCAGACCUAGUAAUAUCCAGAAAAAUAGUGCAAAAAGAAAAAUUCAGACUUCAUUAAAAGACUCAGGUAAUAGUAAAACCAUCAACAAUGUUAAACACAAACCACCUCAGACAUUACAAAGGCACCGUAGCCUGGAACAUGUGAAACAGUCUAAAACCACCACUUUCGAGAGAAGCAAGAGCUCCAUAGAACCAUCUUCCACCAUGUCAUCACCGAAUAAAUUUUCAUAUACCCAAAUUCCGAUCGCUCAAGAUAAUACGCCGAAUAUUCUAGUCGCUAAUGCCAUUUCUACUGGAGACUUGAUGGUUUUUGUGGACGUUAAAGUAGAGGACAAAGUUUUUCGUGUGCCUGUAUUACUGGCACAAGUGCAGACCAAUACUAUUGGAUGGUUAGCCGAACAGGCAGCUCUAAAGUACGCAAGGAUGCUAUGUUCAAAACCUCAGUUAGAACUCGAGACGACGACGGGGGCAUUGCUAUCAGACGAAGACCCCUUAAGCUUAUUAUUUCCGCUGGGUACUACCCAAGCUGAACCAGUGGUUGGAAAGAUUGUUAGACGUUUCGAGACACCCUUGGUUGAUAGAUAUAGAGACGCCUGUUUGCACAUGAAAGAAGAUGUGGAUGACAAGCUUACGAGAAUACUCGAAGAAUUUUCUGUAAAUCUAAACUUACAAAAUUUGGGCAUCAUGAGCCACACCUUAUCGCCUCUAUGCAAGGCAUUGAAUCAUCAAACUACGCUACUAGACCUAAACUUAUCAGGAAACUUCCUCGAUGUUUACUGCAUGGUCAUUCUAUGCUCAAGUCUUCCAUCUCUUGUAAAUCUCACUUCUCUGAACUUGAAAUGUACCGGUUUGAGCGGUUCUCAUCUAACGGAAAUGGUGAAUAUGUUCUCUGUUGCUUCAACCAGAAUAUUACAGAGGUUGAAGCGUCUGGAUUUGAGUAACAAUUACUUGAGGAACAGAAGUUGUGAACUUUUAGUGGAGAUACUGAGGCAUCUAAAACUGGAGCAUUUGAAUAUAGCGAAUGUGACUUUUAAUAGCGGUAUUUUUCAAGAUUUGCACAAUAGGAACUUGAGACUAAAUCUCCAGGAUGUUAAAUAUUUGAAUAUAAGCAAUAACCAGUUAAGUAGUCGAGACGUGGAGAAUAUCAUUUCUUGGACUGUUGCAAAUAACUUGGUCGAUUUAAACUUGUCGAGAAAUACUCUCAAAAAUACCACUUUAGGGCAUUUCAGUGAGGAUUUCGAUAGAGAUGGCAAAUUCAAUUCAUUACACUCGUUGAAUUUGUCCAGAUGUGGUCUCACUGAUACUGAUAUGUACCACAUACUUAGGUUAUGUUCCAAUAAGUCGAUCAUCAAGAUCGACGCUUCUUACAACAUUGACCUGACUGCAGUAACCUUGCGACAGAUUCUGGAACUACCGGUUUUAGAAGACAUCAAUCUUAUAGGCUGUGAUAAUAUUUUGAAAUACUUUUCUAAAUUCUACAAAGAAGUUACAGAGAGUUGUAGGCGGAAGUGCAUUAAACUGACUGUAGACUUUAAGAUUUACUACAGUGAAGUUGAUAGUUUAAUCGAAAAUUUUAAGAAGUUGCAUACCGAACCAGUGAUUGAUAAAGGAGAAAGAUUGUUAAUCAUACACACGAAGGAGUGGGAAAAGUGAUAUUAUUUAGUUUAAAUAUAUUUUGUUAUAAAAGGAUAUCUCAAACCAAAAAUUAGGAAUAAUUUUUUAUUUAUUUUUAUUAUUAAGGAAUUAUAUUUUUAUUUUUAUUAUUAAGAAUUUUUUAUUUAUUUUUUAAUUAUUAUUAUUAUUAUAUUAUUUUUGUUAUUUUUUUAUCUCGAACU
Molecule: messenger RNA, 3717 nt
Organism: Diabrotica virgifera virgifera (western corn rootworm)
Lineage: Eukaryota; Metazoa; Arthropoda; Insecta; Coleoptera; Chrysomelidae
Product: tonsoku-like protein
Exons: 12
Coding region: 80-3535 (1151 amino acids)
Molecular function (GO): protein binding
Source: RefSeq, a predicted model, not a curated record